ACAUUUGGUGAUAGUGUCAUCCACUCAUCGCACAUUGAUGUCAUGGUUGAAGACCACACUUUCAAACUCCAUGAGAGACACAUUGGAAAGGACAGUGAAGAGGAGAGGAAGAUCGGAAGAAUAAUUGCCGAGAAUUUGGUCGACAACGGGGCUACACUACAAAUGGGUAUUGGAGCUGUACCCGAUGCAGCUCUGGCUGCUCUGAAGAAUCAUAAGGAUCUAGGCAUUCACACGGAAAUGUUUUCGGAUGGUGUGCUGGAUCUGGUUAAAUGCAACGCAAUUACGAAUAGCAAAAAAGUGAGUUUUUUUCCUUGUCGUGCAUUAUUAUUAUCUUCAUACGAUACAAUUUAUAUGAAACUCAUUCGCGUGCUAAAUACAAUGUGGUACUGGUUUCCAGUUUUGAAGCCUUGA
Messenger RNA from Strongylus vulgaris, 411 nucleotides. The record is from the annotation of a GenBank genome assembly. Lineage: Eukaryota; Metazoa; Nematoda; Chromadorea; Rhabditida; Strongylidae.